Messenger RNA from Emiliania huxleyi CCMP1516, 1428 nucleotides. RefSeq names its product putative folic acid synthesis protein. Lineage: Eukaryota; Haptophyta; Isochrysidales; Noelaerhabdaceae. Gene Ontology annotation, molecular function: dihydropteroate synthase activity; 2-amino-4-hydroxy-6-hydroxymethyldihydropteridine diphosphokinase activity. Gene Ontology annotation, biological process: tetrahydrofolate biosynthetic process. The record is from RefSeq and is a predicted model, not a curated record. The coding region runs from base 1 to 1428 and encodes 475 amino acids. The transcript has a single exon.
AUGUCCCGCCUCCGCGCCUACAUCGCCCUCGGCUCCAACCUUGGCCGCCGCGCCGCCAACAUCCGUGCGGCGGUCCGGCAGCUAUCGCGCGAGUUUGAGCUCGAGGCCACCGCGUCGCUCUAUGAGACGGCUCCAGCUUAUGUCGACGACCAGCCUCCCUUCCUCAACACGGUCGCCGCGGUGCGCGCGAGCUGCUCGCCGCGCGAGCUGCUGGCAACGCUCAAGCGCAUCGAGGUGGAGGUGGGGCGCCUUCCCUCAGCUCGCUGGGGCCCUCGCGCCAUCGACCUCGACCUCGUCCUUUACGGCGACCUGCAGCACUCGGACGCGUCGAGCGGCGACGCGGCGCCGAGCCUUCCGCUCGAGCUCCCGCACCCGCGCAUGGGAGAGCGGCGCUUUGUCCUCGAACCGCUCGCCGAGAUCGACCCGGCAGCGCGCCACCCGCGAUCCGGCGCCACCGCCGCCGCGAUGCUCGCGGCGCUGCCGCCGGAGGACGCGGCGCCGCUGCAGCGGGUCUGCCCGCUCGGGUCGGACGACGACGAGGGGCUCGUGCGGUGGGGUCGGCGCACGCUGCUGAUGGGCGUCCUCAACGUCACGCCCGACUCGUUCUCUGACGGAGGCCGCUUCGACUCUGCCGCCGCCGCCACAGCGCACGCCCUCGAGCUCGAGGCUGCGGGCGCAGACAUAAUCGACGUCGGCGCCGUGUCGACGCGGCCGGGCGCGGUGGCCGUCUCGCCGGAGGAGGAGCUGCGCCGCGCCGCGCCCGUGGUGCAAGCCCUCCACGCCUCGCCGCUCCGUGCCCCAAUCUCUGUCGACACGAGCUGCGCCGCCGUCGCCGCCGAGCUGGCUGCGCUCGGCGCGCGCGUCGUCAACGACGUGAGCGGCGGGGCGAUGGACCGCGAGAUGCUGCCGACGGUCGCGCGGCUCGGCCUGCCCGCCGUGCUGAUGCACAUGCGUGGGGACCCCGCCACGAUGGCCUCGCACGCGCGGUACGACGACGUCGUGGCUGACGUGAGGAGCGAGCUUGCGGGCCGGCUCGCGGCGGCGCAGGCGGCGGGCGUGCCGAAGUGGGACCUGAUAGGCGACCCGGGCAUCGGCUUUGCGAAGACGGCGCCGCAGAGCCUCGCCCUCCUCCGCUCUCUCCACCGCUUUGGCCUCUCCUCCGCCUCUGCCGCCGCCGCCGCGUCGGACGCCCUCGACUACCCGCUCCUGGUCGGCGUCUCGCGAAAGUCGUUCCUCGGCGCGGCGGUCGGUGUGGAGCUGCCGCCGCAGGAGCGCGCGUGGGCGACCGCCGCCGCGUGCGCCGCGUCGGUGCCGCACGCCGACAUCCUGCGCGUGCACGACGUAUCGCAGAUGCGCCAUGUGGCGGCCGUCGCCGACGCGAUCCACCGAGGUGGCGGCGCUCCGCCGGCUUCCACCGACAACCGGUGA